AUGUUGGGCGCGUGGGCGGGGCUUUCCGCGCUGCGGGUUGCCUGCCUAGCCCUCGCGGCUCUCACACUUGCACCAGCAGCCGCCGGCCUCGCAACGAACCACGUGGAGAAGAUCACUGUAUUCCACCCAGACGACCAACACGUCGGAUUGUCGCUUGAAUGGGACUUUCCUGCACAGGAUGUGGACGCGACGGCGACCGUGCUGGAGGGCGUCAUUGCGGCCAUCGAGGCCUCCGGUGCCGCCGCGGCGAACAUGACAAUCACGCUCGGAGAGUGGGACUACCACAAGUGGGGAAAGUACACCCACCUCGACCCCGCGCCUCCGGGGACGCGGCUGGAGGCGUUCUGGGACGUGGGCGAAGAGAAGCUGCGCGACGCACAGUCCUGCCCGGGCUGGGCCGCGCUGUCGAGCGGCUGGAGCUCGACGCUGCAGACCGGCGUGGCCGACCUUGCGGACCCAGUAGCGAUCCUCGAAGGUGGUGGCCGCACGCAGCGGUGCUUCCAGACGGCCGAGCGCGCCGUCGCGUGCGGUGAGAACAUUGCCGCGGUGGCGCGGCUGCUGCCGUGUCGGACUGACUCAGGCAUCGGGACCUUCCUCGCGCUGCCGGGCCUGAGCUUCGCGACGUGGCUCUCGGUCCACGUCACGGCGCGGCGCGACGCGGCGGCGAGCAACGGCGUCGCGGUGCGCGCAGCAGUGCACGCAAUCGCCCGCCUGAGGCCGCUGGGCGAGCUGCCGAGCGACUGGAAGGCGCCGCAGGUGCACGCUACGGCCGGUAUAGCGGUCUCGGAGCUCAUGCGGCUGCUGAAGUGGAAGGGUUUCGCGGAGGACGUUGGCGAGAGCGACGCGAUGAACGUGCUCGUUGCGUGCCCCGCCGCGCGGGCGACGCGGUGCGUACGGCAGCAGGGGGAUUUGCUCACGGGGGAGCCGAUGCUGGUGGCGACCGCUGAGGAGCCGGCGCGCCGCGACGACGCGGGUGCGGGCGAGGGGGCGCAGGAGGAGGGGGGUGUGUCCGAGGACGGUGACGGAGCCGAUGAGGCCGGCGGCGACGAGGACGCGGUGGAGGAGGACGAAGAGGAGGAAGAAAGUGCCCUGUCCUUCAACCCCGCGAAGGCGUACCGGUGGCUGGUCGUGGACCAGCACGUGCGCCGCGCGCGCAGCGGGACGGUGCACGUUGCUGUGGAGGUGCAGCGCGCUGGUGGGGGCGCGGUGCGCGGCGGCGGCCGGUGGUGCCUCCAUCAGGAGCUGCACUGGUCCCUGCGGCCGCUCCUGCACACCCUGACCGCCACAGCGAGGGUCCUGAGUCUGACUGACGAUCAGGAAAUCGUGCGGUCGGACAUACUGGCGGCGAUCGUCCCGCACGUCGGACAGAAGGCGCCGCAGAACGCGACGACGUGGACCGCCGAGCUCCUGGGCCCGCCGGAGCCGCGGCGCGGCGCGGCGCUGCUGCGGAUGUGUGGGCCGGCCGCCGUGCAGCUGGAGGCGAUCACGCUGGCGUACGACGCGGCGCGGGAGGCGCGCAACGCGGAGGAGUACCCGCCGGACGUCGCGCGCGGCCAGAGCAUUCCGGGCGUGGCGGCGACGUGGGUGGACGGAGACCAGAACGAUCCGUCUCCUGGGGGCUUGCACGUCCGGACGUUCUCGACCACGGCGCUCUCGCCCAUGUGGCCGGCGAUCCCGGACAUGUCGAUGCCGUACAACGCGGCGUGCAUGGCAGCGACCGUCGUGGUGCUGUGGGUCGGCACCGCGGCGACGACGAUGACGGCGCGCCGCCACAAGCCCGCCCCGACGCAAGGCGACCGCGUCCGCAAGGCCGCGCGCGUCGUGCUCGUCCUGACGUCAGCCGUGCUUUUGGCAUUAUACCUAGACGAGGACCUGAGGGUUGCUACUGGAACCAACGAACUGUUCCGGGGGCUCGUGCACUGA
Molecule: messenger RNA, 1923 nt
Organism: Pedinophyceae sp. YPF-701
Lineage: Eukaryota; Viridiplantae; Chlorophyta; Pedinophyceae
Source: the annotation of a GenBank genome assembly